Messenger RNA from Electrophorus electricus (electric eel), 6886 nucleotides. RefSeq names its product ATPase sarcoplasmic/endoplasmic reticulum Ca2+ transporting 3 (gene atp2a3). Gene Ontology annotation, molecular function: P-type calcium transporter activity; ATP hydrolysis activity; ATP binding. The record is from RefSeq and is a predicted model, not a curated record. Gene Ontology annotation, biological process: calcium ion transport. Gene Ontology annotation, cellular component: membrane. Lineage: Eukaryota; Metazoa; Chordata; Actinopteri; Gymnotiformes; Gymnotidae.
GCGAGCGCAACAGCAGCGCUCCGGCAGCAGGCAUCUCUGCGUGAAGCAGCACUCGUUAGGACGGUUUGAAAGCCACGGCUUGCAGAAGGGUGCAGGUGGAAGUCUUCGCCGACCCACCUCCGCUUGGCGGUCUUGAACGGACCUCUGUGGCCACUGUUUGCUUCAAACUAAUUCGUUUAAAAGCGUCAGAGGCGCUAUACUUAUUCGUAAAUACAUGCCUUUCAAGUCUUCGAAGUAAACGAUUCUCCGAAAUGGAAAACGCUCACACUAAACCUGCGGCCGAAGUUUUAAAAAACUUUAACGUGAACGAAAACAAUGGACUGACUCCUGAACAAGUAAAGAAUAAUCUGGAAAAAUAUGGACCAAACGAGCUCCCGGCAGAGGAAGGGAAGUCUCUGUGGGAGUUGGUAGUAGAGCAGUUUGAGGAUCUCCUUGUCAGGAUUCUGCUGUUGGCUGCCUGCGUCUCGUUUGUGCUGGCGCUGUUUGAGGAAGGGGAGGAGUCCACCACAGCCUUCGUGGAGCCCAUCGUCAUCCUCCUCAUCCUGAUCGCCAAUGCCGUCAUUGGAGUAUGGCAGGAACGCAACGCGGAGAGCGCCAUUGAGGCGCUGAAGGAGUACGAGCCAGAGAUGGGCAAAGUGUUCCGCAUGAAUCGCAAGGCUGUGCAGCGCAUUAAGGCUCGCGACAUCGUGCCUGGAGACAUCGUGGAGGUGGCGGUUGGGGACAAGGUCCCGGCUGACAUCCGAAUCGUGGCUAUAAAAUCCACGACGCUCCGUGUGGACCAGUCCAUCCUCACAGGCGAGUCUGUGUCUGUCAUCAAACACACGGACCCUGUGCCUGAUCCUCGAGCUGUUAAUCAAGAUAAGAAGAAUAUGCUUUUUUCUGGCACCAACAUCGCGGCAGGGCGCGCCGUGGGUGUGGUCGUCUGCACGGGCGUCUCCACGGAGAUCGGCAAAAUCCGCAACCAGAUGGCGUCCACGGAGCAGGAGAAGACGCCGCUGCAGCAGAAGUUGGACGAGUUCGGCCAGCAGCUCUCCAAGGUCAUCUCGCUCAUCUGCGUGGCCGUGUGGGUCAUCAACAUCGGCCACUUCGGCGACCCCGUGCACGGCGGCUCCUGGGUGCGCGGGGCCAUCUACUACUUCAAGAUCGCCGUGGCGCUGGCCGUGGCCGCCAUCCCUGAGGGCCUGCCUGCCGUCAUCACCACCUGCCUGGCGCUGGGCACCCGCCGCAUGGCCAAGAAGAACGCCAUCGUGCGCUCGCUGCCCUCCGUCGAGACGCUGGGCUGCACCUCCGUCAUCUGCUCCGACAAGACGGGCACGCUCACCACCAACCAGAUGUCCGUGUGCAGGAUGUUUGUGGUGGAUAAGGCUGAUAAUGCUACUUGUUCUCUUCACGAGUUCACCAUCACUGGCUCAACCUAUGCUCCAGAAGGACAAGUGCUGAAGGAUCACAAGCCUGUGCAGUGUGGAGACUACGACGGCCUCCUGGAGCUGGCCACUAUCUGCUCCAUGUGCAAUGACUCUUCCCUGGACUACAAUGAGGCUAAAGGCGUCUACGAGAAGGUAGGGGAGGCCACGGAGACGGCGCUCACCACCCUGGUGGAGAAGAUGAACGUCUUCAGGACAGACCUGUCCUGCCUCAGCAAGGUGGAGAGGGCAGGAGCGUGCAACUCGGUGAUCAGGCAGCUCAUGAAGAAGGAAUUCACUCUGGAGUUUUCUCGAGACAGGAAGUCCAUGUCCGUGUUCUGCAUGCCCACUAAAACAGGCUCCCAGAGCAAGAUGUUCGUUAAGGGGGCUCCGGAGAGUGUGAUCGACAGGUGCACGUCGGUGCGGGUGGGCUCGGGGAAGGUCCCGCUGACCAUGGCGGUGAAGGAGGAGCUCAUGAGCACUAUUAGGGACUGGGGCGCGGGCAGAGACACGCUGCGCUGCUUGGCGCUGGCCACGCGAGACUCGCCGCCUCGCAAACAGGAAAUGGACCUGGAGAACUCAGCCAAGUUCGCCGAGUAUGAGUCUGAACUCACCUUCGUUGGCUGCGUGGGCAUGCUGGACCCGCCCAGGAAGGAGGUGAUUGGCUCGGUGAAGCUAUGCAAGGAGGCGGGCAUCCGGGUCAUCAUGAUCACGGGUGACAACAAGGGCACGGCCGUGGCCAUCUGCCGCCGCAUCGGCAUCUUCGGCGAGGACGAGUCCGUGGAGGACAGGGCGUACACGGGGCGCGAGUUUGACGACCUGCCCCCCGAGGCGCAGCGUGAGGCUGUCAAGCGCGCACGCUGCUUCGCCCGCGUCGAGCCCGCCCACAAAUCCAAGAUCGUCGCCUACCUGCAGUCCUUCGACGAGAUCACGGCCAUGACUGGUGAUGGCGUGAACGACGCCCCCGCCCUGAAGAAGGCAGAGAUCGGCAUCGCCAUGGGCUCCGGCACUGCCGUCGCCAAGUCGGCCUCGGAGAUGGUGCUGUCGGACGACAACUUCUCCACCAUCGUGGCGGCAGUGGAGGAGGGGCGGGCCAUCUACAACAACAUGAAACAGUUCAUCCGCUACCUCAUCUCCUCCAACGUGGGCGAGGUGGUCUGCAUCUUCCUGACGGCGAUCCUGGGCCUGCCCGAGGCGCUCAUCCCUGUGCAGCUGCUCUGGGUGAACCUGGUGACGGACGGCCUGCCUGCCACGGCGCUGGGCUUCAACCCCCCCGACCUGGACAUCAUGGACAAGCCUCCCCGCAACCCCAAGGAGCCCCUCAUCUCCGGCUGGCUCUUCUUCCGCUACCUGGCCAUUGGCGGGUAUGUGGGACUAGGUACUGUUGGUGCUGCCACCUGGUGGUACUUAUUUGAUGAGCAGGGUCCACAGGUGUCUUUCUACCAGUUGAGACACUUUAUGCAGUGUACAGAGGAGAACCCCAUGUUCCAGGGCAUCAAAUGUGAGGUGUUCGAGUCACGCUACCCCACCACCAUGGCCCUCUCCGUCCUGGUCACCAUAGAGAUGUUCAACGCACUCAACAGCCUCUCAGAGAACCAGUCCCUGUUAAGAAUGCCUCCAUGGGUUAAUAUCUGGCUUUUGGGAGCCAUCAUUCUCUCCCUGUCUCUACACUUCCUUAUUCUCUAUGUGGAGCCCCUGCCACUGAUCUUUCAGGUGACCCCUCUGUGCUGGUCCCAGUGGAUAGUCGUGCUCAAGAUCUCCAUUCCUGUGAUCCUUCUGGACGAGGCGCUCAAAUACAUCUCCCGGCACCAUUUAGAAGGUGAAGAGGAGGAGAGGUAUAUGAAGAGUCGGCAGCUGAAAUUCUAGGACAACUCUUGCUUCAGCGUGCACGUACACACACACACACACACACACACACACACACACACACACACAACCCUUUUCCCCCUCCCCUUUCCUAAGACCACUCACACACUCCUAUUUGCUCUUUGCCUCUAAAAUAUCUUGCCUGCAUGUCCAGCCACCACUAGAAAUGAGCAGGGCUUGUUUGUGUGUGUGUGUGCGUGCGUGCGUGUGUGUGUGCGUGCGUAUACAUGCGUGUUUAAGUGCGUGCAUGCGACAGCACAAGCACAUGCCCCGUCAUGUGAUUUCGCGUAACAGACAGCAAAGGUUAUUUAGGGAUUCUUUUUGCUUCUUGGCUUCUGCUCAUUUGCUGUAGAUAUGAGUGCAAUAACUGGAGCUUAAGGGAGGCCAGAGAGGAGAGAUCAGGGUUCAGAGGUCACAAGCUGAGUUUUUCCAAAGUCUGGGAUGACAUUCAAACCACCGGACAGCUGAGUGUGUCAUUGAAGAGGGCCAUCAGAGAUGGAGAAAGAGAGGACAGACACAUCUGGAGAGCUGUCCUCGUUCUCUCUUGCUUCAUCUUUUCCAGUCUUCAGAUCAGUUGUCUCCAGGCUCUGAGUUGUUUCUGAAAGCCAUUUAGACGUAGACGCCAAACUUGCUUUUUAUCCAGGAGGGGGUGGAGUGGUGCUCAUGUCUAGACCACACUGUUUCAGUUUGGGCUAGACAUUUUAUUUAAAAAGAAAAAAACAAAACUGCUAGAGGCUAAAUAAGACAGUGAACGCGUAGGUUCGAGCUGAUGUUUACACAUAAGUACACAAUUUUGUGGACUUGGAAAACUGUUGUAAUUGAUUCACUUCUCUACGUGGCCCUUCAGUGGACAGGUGUGAAAUGCUCCGUAGUGCUUGGCUGCUUUUAAAGUUCUGCCUCUCUAUCAACGCUGAAAGCCUUGGAAACUGUACAGUCUAAAAGCCUCCAUCACACAGUCUCCCUCUUCCCUCUCCAUCCCACCCCCCCCCCCCCCUCUCAUUUGUGCUGAUUUCACGGGAACACUAGUUAACAGGAGCUGCUGGGAAACCAUCUCCAGUGCAGGGCGGCUUCAGAAUUUCAUUUACUCAGAUAUUAACAAGCGGCUGUGAGGGGGAACGGAGAGGAAGUGUCCAGGUAAAGUGCGGAGAAAAGGGAGUCCUGGCACGUCCACGCGGUUUGUCCGGCACACUCUGCCACCAGCCUCCCUCAACAGUUCCGCCCAACACCUGAUGCUUUUAAUGCCAAGAUUUAGUGCUAUUUGUGCAUGCACAGGCACACCCAUGUACACAAACGCACAUCCUGGUCAGGAGAGGAGAUCCUGCCUCUAAGCUCUGCUUGGCACCCAUUCAAAUGACAGAAACACCCACGCUUAUAUUAUACGAAGAGGGGUCUUAAACGAAUGUACCUUUUCCGAUUCUCCUCUCUGCGAAUGUCUCUCCUCUUCCCAGUCUCUGCCUCCAGUGGCUAGGCUGCUUGAGCUACACCCCUUCCGUUUACGCAGUUACGCCUUUUAUUCGAGGGGUUGUGUCGUCGUCCCCCAUUUGUACCGCGGGGCUUGUUUUUCUUCUGUUUUUCUUUCCUUGUUGUUUCAAUUUCAAGGUCCACUCGACCCGAGUUCGUUUUCCUCAUCGCUGAAUGUCGUCUCUGGGCCUCGAGACAGCCGUGGGGCGUUUAGGCAGGCCACCAUGACUCUUAACCGUCGACAGACUUGUCACCAGUGCUUUGGCAAUCUUGAUGAACUUGGCUACUUGUCGUUUAAUUCUUUAAAAAGAAAGUAAUAGUAGUAAUAAUAAUAAUGUAUUUGACUGAACGAACCCAGGUGGUUUAGGUUGUUCUUUUUACUGUUAAGGGCAGAAUUUGCCUUCAGUCUCUGUUGAUGUGGGCCAGUGUAUGUGUUUGUAUGUUUGUGAGGAAUUAGCAGACCAGCUGAUUCUGUCGCAUAUGUGUCACUAUGUUGACCUUGGGAAUAUUGGGAGAUGUAGUCUUAAUAUCUGUCCAGUAUCUGUCCAGUUCUGAAGCACUUGUUGUUGUGACAGAUACCCUGUGUUAGUGUCGCCACAGAGAGCCACCUGCUUGCGUGACAUAUGGACAUAUAGCGACAUAUAGCCUGCAGUGCAUUGGAGGCCAUUUUGAUGUCAGUAACAGACACUGUCGGUGUGAUCAUUUCAGCUUACUUCGUGUAUAAUAUCUGUGACCAUAACAAUUCCCUCUAGUUAUGGAAAGAUCUCAUGCACGCUCUUCACACUGAAGCAGGACUUUAUGACCGGAAUCAUGCCUUGUUUGUUUGAGCCGUAUAGCUAUGACAUCAGAAAUCUCUUUCCUAAUGAAAUGACGACAAUAACUCUAAGCCCAGCGUACUGACCUACGGCAAUAAGGCCUCCUUCCCUCACCAAAACCACUGGCAGUCCAAGCAACAGAAAAUGUGGGCUCGUACAGCCUUGAUAAUUACUACUGAUCUCUUGAAAUCUGUACAGAAAAAAAGAAUAAGAUUGCAUGGAACCUUGUUACUGUAAUUAAUAACCUAUACAGUAUGUAAUAUUUAAUUUUUUUUUAAAUAAGCACUCACCUAAAUGAAACUUAUUCACCAACAGGUAAAGAACUGAAAGUCGAGUUUUGUUUUUUUUUAAGACCAUGGAAUAGGAGGAUUGGCAGUGGUUAUUAAUUUAACAUUACUGUUUGUUUUUAAAGGUUGUUGGAGAUAGUGUCUUUUACUAACAUUUGGGGGUUGGAACAUUGUAAAAUAAAAACAACAAUCAUGCUAAUAAGAUUUGAGGAUUUGUUUUUAACAGUAAUUGUAAUUUGGUUUGAUAUCUAUCUGAAAUCCCCCACCUCACCCUCCCCUAUCAGUCCAGCCCCUAGUGACUAGGGGAAGUCACUUCCCCUAGCCUGUUACUGCUACUGGGAUUUAUUAUUAUUAUUAUUAUUAUUAUUAUUAUUAUUAUUAAUAAACCAUCUUUGAACAUAAGCUAAAGCCUUUUACUUCAUACAGGUUUAAAGUAAAACAAAUAUCACAUGCAACUCCAUUAACUAUGGUAUUAUCCAAUGUCAUAUGAACCAAUGUUACUCUGAAAUGGAGGUUGGCCCACUACUGAAACAUGGAUUUUCCAAAGAGAUAAUGGUAAGGGGGGGUGAUGAGGGUCUGAUUUGAGAUUGGACUGUGGUUUACACAGAGCAAUGUCAUGAUGAAUGCUGGGUAAUGAAGUUUUUUUUGUGUCACAUGUACAUUUUGAAGGGCUUGGGGUAGGUACAGUGGCUCCAGAGGUGCAAGAUCGCAACUGUGCUUGACUCACUAAUUGGUCGAUGCUGAUUGAUUUAUUCAUUCACCUGAUUUCUCUGCUAUAAAACAGUGACAGGGUGCUGAGCUAAGUGAUUCCCCAGCCUUCAUAUGCUGAUCCAUAUAUUUAACUAUCCAAGAAAGUAUUCGGAGUAGCGUCACGUUUCACGGUCCUGGUGCCUCACUUCUAUCAUGCGGUUUCUAUCAUGCAGUACCUGGAGCCUUGUACCCGCUACUGAGAAUGGAAUCUCUGCAUUGCCUUGGUAACAUUAAUUGUGGAUAAAUAUUUUAUAUAUAUGAAAAAAAAGACAUGGAAAAUAAAGAUUAUUUAUCUUGUUAUUUA